Molecule: messenger RNA, 300 nt
Organism: Paraglomus occultum
Lineage: Eukaryota; Fungi; Glomeromycota; Glomeromycetes; Paraglomerales; Paraglomeraceae
Source: the annotation of a GenBank genome assembly
AUGGAUAUUGUUAACGAACUGGAAGAAUACAAGAAGACAGUGGACAAUGCGAAGGAUAAGCUGAAAGAAGCAAAGAGUGCACUAAAAAAAUUUUAUAAUGAUGGUCACGGUGACUUGUUAAAGGAGUUGAACAGCAGGAUGCUGACAGACAAACUUGACAGUGAUGAGAGAGAGACAAGGGAGAUGCUGGUGAAGUGGGAGCAUGUCCUGCAGAAAACCGCGAUAAUAUAUUUGGAAUUGUGGCAACGCAAGUAUGCAGUCUUCCAAGAGGCAAGAAUUCUAAUUCAGCAAGUAGAGUGA